CAACCCAAGCAAAGGGGGAAUCUCCCGAAUCUCCCAUUCCAGGGGUCUCCGCCUGCGCGUGCGCCCCGUCGGCCUCCGGCUUUCAAGGGUUUCGCCGCUGGCGAUGGACCCACCGGCGGGAGGCUCUACCGAUCGCCGGGGAGCCGUGUCCGGCGCCUCCGCCGGUGCCGCGUCGUCCGGCCUCCGCCGGUACGGCCUCAACUUCUCCGCAUCCAGCCUUCUCCAGGCUCCGCUCGCCGCGCUGCUCGAGUACUCAGGCGUCGUUCCUUCCGGGCCGCCAUCGCAGACGGUACACCAGGCGGUCCCUUCGUCGUCGUCUGAGGCCGACGGGCUACUUUCCGCCGCUGCGGCCGGGAACGGGGAGGUCUCAAUUCGGAUCCAGGGCGGCCCCAACGACUCGGAUGCGGCGGGCGCGGCGUCUACCGGGGCCUCCCCGGGGGACUCGAUCGAGGCGACCGCUGCCACCGAUGUUGACCCGGCCUCCGCGGCUGGGAGGGGUGCUGGUGCCGACGCGGAGGCGGGCGGCGGUGGCAGUGGCGGGGCGACGGGGAAUGGGGCCGGGGACCGCGCCUAUCAACGGUAUGACGUGCACCAUGUCGCGCGUUGGAUCGAGCAGAUACUACCAUUCUCGCUGCUCCUGCUCGUCGUCUUCAUACGGCAGCAUCUUCAAGGUUUCUUUGUCACAAUUUGGAUUGCUGCUGUAAUGUUCAAGUCAAAUGAUAUAUUGAAGAAGCAAACAGCGUUGAAGAGCGAGAGAAAAGCUGCUGCGCUUGUUGGAAUUACCUUAAUCUUCAUGAUCCAUGUUUUUGGCGUCUAUUGGUGGUACAGGAACGAUUAUCUGCUUAGACCUCUGUUCAUGCUUCCUCCAAAAGAUAUACCACCAUUCUGGCAUGCAAUUUUUAUCAUCAUGGUCAAUGAUACAAUGGUCCGCCAGGCAGCAAUGGCCGCAAAGUGCAUAUUACUUAUGUAUUACAAGAACAGCAGAGGCCGUAACUACCGUAGGCAGGGACAAAUGCUAACCCUUGUGGAGUACCUUCUACUUCUAUAUCGUGCAUUGUUGCCGACGCCUGUUUGGUACCGUUUCUUUCUGAACAAGGAAUAUGGGAGUCUGUUCUCAUCCUUAACCACUGGGCUAUACCUCACUUUCAAGUUGACUUCGGUAGUUGAGAAGGUUCAAUCAUUCUUAUCUGCAGUAAAAGCAUUGUCGCGUAAAGAUGUGCAUUAUGGGUCUUAUGCGACAGCAGAACAGGCAAUUGCUGCUGGUGAUAUGUGUGCCAUCUGCCAGGAGAAGAUGCAUGUUCCUGUUCUCCUUCGCUGUAAACAUAUUUUCUGUGAGGAUUGUGUCUCUGAAUGGUUUGAGCGAGAACGGACUUGCCCCUUGUGUAGAGCGUUGGUAAAGCCUGCUGACAUUCGGUCAUUUGGUGAUGGUUCUACCAGUCUUUUCUUCCAGCUCUUUUAGACUUUAAUUGGCAAACCCUAACAUAUAACAAUGACAAGCAAUUGCCUGUAGGGGGGAAAAGAUUAGAAAUCCUUCCUUAUCAUGUGGCACCAUUGUCGCCAUAUGUACCGAGGUCAAUGUGAGAAUGUUCAUUAAAAUUGUCUUACUACAAACCAUUCUGUUUGUCCAUAUAUUCAAGCGACAGUUAGAGAGCUGGUCGGUUGCAGUAUCAGCAUAGCUUGCAACAAAAGAUCCGGAGCUGGAAUGAUGCUGGAUGAGUGAUAGAGUAAAUGCGAAUCCCUGAAUUGACGGAUCGCAUCCUGCUGUUGGCUUUUAUGUAAAGUUUGGUAAAAAAAUCACAAGUGAUGUGUCUUGGUGUAUAAUUGGUACUGGAGCCUGCAAGUUCUGUUUGCUAGCAGUGAUUCUGUUUGGCAAGGUGGUAGAAAUGUAACCUGUAAAGCUUUGGUACAUGGAGUUGAAAACCAUAUAAAAUUGUAAUUGUACUUGUAACAAACAGUAAAUAUUACGAGGACCACAAUUUUACACAUAUCUUAAAUGAGUUGGUACCGUUGUAAGGUGAAA
This is a messenger RNA of Brachypodium distachyon (stiff brome), 2020 nucleotides long. RefSeq names its product RING finger and transmembrane domain-containing protein 2. The coding region runs from base 104 to 1459 and encodes 451 amino acids. Gene Ontology annotation, biological process: positive regulation of ERAD pathway. Gene Ontology annotation, molecular function: ubiquitin protein ligase activity. The transcript is spliced from 8 exons. NCBI's taxonomy places the organism in Eukaryota, Viridiplantae, Streptophyta, Magnoliopsida, Poales, Poaceae. The record is from RefSeq and is a predicted model, not a curated record.